GAGGGAGAGAGAGAGGGAGAGAGGGAGGCCAACAUGAGCCACAGAGACCGAUGAAGAAGAAGAAGAACAAGAGAGCAGCUGUAAGAAACCUUCAGAACCAGUACCAAGAUCAGAACCAGGACCAGGAGCAGCACAAUCCACCAUGUCAGAGUCCAUCAGAAGAAAAAACUCCAGCAAACAGCUCCUGCAGAACCUCAUCAGGGUGACGGCCCAACGGAGUCAAGAGGAUGCUGAGGAGGUGGAGCGGGAGCGAAGGAGAAGAAGCAGGGAGAAGGAGAGAGGAGAGGGGAGUCCUUCCUGGCCAGAGCCACCCCAACACAACGACCUUGCACAUGAUACAGAGUUGGACGAGGAACUGAAGCCCACCUGCUGCUUGGUUCUGGAGGAGGACGAGGGCUUCAGUGACUGGAGUAACAGGUUGGAGAAUCGUAAUGAUCAGGAGGUGCCGGAUGACUGCAGGGCCAGGGUGCAGAGACCUUCAACAGCACAGUGGAAACCAGAGCCCAAAGAGGAGAAACAGCAGAAGGACGAUGAUGAGGAGGAGGUGGAGGAGGAGGCGUGUGAAACAGAACAAAGUGGCCGGUCGCAGAGAGUUUCAACAAGACCUCCAGAGAAGAUGUCCAACAACAGAAAGGAAGUCAGGACGUCCUACAGCUCAACGGUCUUCCUUCCACAGGAAACCAGGCUGCACCACGGUCAACCAGCAGACAGAACGUCCUACCUGGUUGCUGGGACGAUGAAGCCACGUGGUGGAGCCUGCAGGGUGGAUGGGGAAGUUCAGCAGAAGGAGCAGAAGGAAGAGGAGGAGGUGCAGGCUGCUCGGCAGACAGAGUGGAGGUCAGCAGAAAUUGAGCAGAGCCCCACAGAUGAAGAUGAUCAGGAGGAAGAAGAACUGAGGUUCACACAUGAAGAGAAGGAAGACGUCCAUCUCAGUAGGGAGGAGAGAUACAGGGAGGAGAAGGAAGAAGAGGAAGAACACAAGGUGACAGAAAAGAGGUCAACAGAAGAAGGCCAGAGGAGUGAGGAGGUGAACAGGAGAUCUGCAACCUCUCGUUGCAGCAGCAGUGAAGGCGACGAGUCGUUACACUGCUACGGCCCCAUGAGCCCAACUUUCAAGAAACUCCUCAUUCAGUUUUACCCAGAUGAAGUGAACAGCAGAGUCUCCACAGACGGUAAAUGCACGAUCAUAGAAAGAACUGAGUCUCUGAAGAAAAGCACCAACAGUAUAAAGAAGACUCUGCCACCGAUCGCUGUUUCCAAGAUUGACAAGAAACUGGAGCAGUACACUCAUGCUCUGGAGGUCUCCUCAAAGGAAGGCAGAUCAAGUAACCAGGUGCUGACGGACCUGAUGAAUCCCACUGAACCUGUAUCCUCCAAGAAGAACCUGUUUGAGGCCGGAGAAGCCUGGAACCAAAACAUCGUCUCAAUGACACCAUCUAAGGAUGCAGAUGCUUUAAAAGUCGGCGUGGCUGAUCUCAUCAAUCAGUGGGUGAGAGGAAGUGAAGAUGGGAGCAGGUGCAGCUCGCCCUGCAAACCAGCAGAGAGCUCCAGCGGUAAAAGAUAUAAGUUUGUGGUGACUGGUCACGGCAAAUAUGAGAAGGUUUCUGCUGACAGCGACUGCAGUGAAGAUGCAAACUGCCAGCCAGCUGGACAGUACUAUGAAGAUUUGUGAGACAUAUGCUGGACUUUUGGAUCAUUAAAAAAAAAAACUUUGAUACUGCACAAAUUAUAGCCACUAUCGCUUCAACAUUAUCUGUAUUUCAAGCUUUAGGUUGGGAGUGUAUUUAAAUCCUGUUGUAAUAACACAUUUCCUGUGAAACUUUGGUUUGAUUUUCUGAAAUCUCGAAAUAUUUCAAUGGUAGUAAAUCUUUUAAUACAAUGAAAUAACGUCAAUUAAACAGAUUUCUGAUGUUUGUUUGCUCAAUAAAAGUUACUGUCUUAGCUUACUUUGUCAUUUACGGCACUUUACUGCACUGUUGAGCUCAUCGUCUUCUGCUGUGUUCCCAGUAUAGUUUAAAGUAUAGUAUUCAGCUGCUGUGCAGAUAUAACCCAUGCUAAUGGCUCUGAGACAAGUCCACAGCUGGCUUUAGAAAACUAUGAGAUCUCAUGACAACGGACUCAUUAGCAAGUUUCAGAACUCUUAAUUGAGUUCUGAAGAUGCUGCAUGGCUACAAGAAACGUCACUAAUGGAAAUAGAAAGGCAUGUAAAGCUGUCGCUUAUGGCGAGGCUACUUUGAAAUGAUGACAAACUACUUUUGAAAAUAGUCUCUCAAGGAGACAGUCCGAUUUAAAAACGACCUCUGCAGGAAAUAAAAGUAAACCCAAAGGAAGAUGAUUGACAUAUACAGGAGGGUGACCAGGUCCAUGCAGGGGGGGGGUUGCAUUUAGCUAAGGUUCACAACCGAAGAAACUUCAAACGUGAGCAUCAGUGAAUUGGGUCAUAAUUUCUCAGUCAUUGACUUUACAAGCAAACAAUAUGAAGAAGGGUCAAAGGUCAGAAGUGUGAUGAACUGUCAAUAAAUGUGACAUACAUUCCUCUGGGAGGCAAAGAUGUUUUAAAAAGGCAACGGCAGAAACUGAAGCUGCAGAGGGGGUUCAAUUUCAACCCACAUAUUAUGCAAAAGCUUACACAAUAUCUCAAAGAUAAUUAAUAUUCAAAUUUGACUGACGUUUCAUGACAGUUGCUUUUCUUUACUGUAUAAUAAACUUUUACUCGGUUAUCU
Molecule: messenger RNA, 2723 nt
Organism: Larimichthys crocea (large yellow croaker)
Lineage: Eukaryota; Metazoa; Chordata; Actinopteri; Sciaenidae
Product: lymphocyte-specific protein 1-like
Exons: 14
Coding region: 143-1672 (509 amino acids)
Biological process (GO): signal transduction
Molecular function (GO): actin binding
Source: RefSeq, a predicted model, not a curated record